This is a messenger RNA of Stylophora pistillata, 3164 nucleotides long. Its product is annotated as synaptotagmin-16. NCBI's taxonomy places the organism in Eukaryota, Metazoa, Cnidaria, Anthozoa, Scleractinia, Pocilloporidae. Gene Ontology annotation, molecular function: phospholipid binding. The record is from RefSeq and is a predicted model, not a curated record.
CUCGCAGUACAGAUGUCUGUUUGAGUUCUACUGACUGGGGCCAGCUUUGGAAGAAAACAUGGAAAAAUAAUUGUAACGAACAUCAUUAUUUGAAAAUUACCAGGGACAUAUGCUGAGAGAAGCUGCAGAGGAGACAUCGAUUGUGCAGAUUGAUAUCAGCCAAUUGGCAAGGCACAUUCAGAAUGGUCUUCCCUCCAGUACCAGUCCCGGCCAUAGUAUUUAUGGCGGUUAUCGGCGGCUGUUGCCUUCUUUUACUUGUCUUAUACCAGUGCUUGAAAGCUGGAAUGUUUUUUAAGACCGAACCACCGGAUGACAGACCGGACGAGAAAGGAUACGCCGAGCUUGGUGAAGCUUACGGCACUGAAACAGAUGAUGACUAUGUUGGGCCAUCCUCGAAAGCUACAAGCCGUAGAAGCAGCUUUAACACAAGCGGCAGCAAGUCGGAUGGCGAGUUGGCUCUUGGCGAUAGUGCUUCAGUUUAUGGGUACGGCAAAUAUUCGGACGGUGAAUAUAGCCCAGCCGGUGCUAGACGCGCUGUAUCGGCCUAUGGCGAAGCAAUUGAUGUCGGUCAAGAGGAGUUUCUUUCAACAGCUGGGAGAUUGCAAGUUUCUGCAAGUUAUGCCCCCACAGCGGAGAAGUUAGCGGUGACUGUUAUUCGCGCCGAGGAUGUCCCUACGAAACAGCGCGGUGGUGCGGGCAGUGUUCAAGUCCGUGUUGUACUGCUACCUUCAAAGAAGCAACGAUUUAAAACAAAAGCAAAACCAGCCACAAAUCCGAACUUUCACGAGACAUUUACAUUCAGUCGAGUUCCUCAGAGUGAUUUACACGAAAGUGGCCUCAGGUUUAGGUUGUAUGGCCACGAAAAAAUCUCCAGGGAUAAAUUACUAGGCGAAAUGACUAUCAGUCUGACUGAAUUCGAUUUAGAAGGCGAUGGAGAGGCACUCUGGCGAACGCUUACACCAAGAAAUGCCUUGAGCAGCUCUGACUCCAUGUACGAUUUGUCAGAUACCGGUAGUGUGAGAAGUUUUGGGUCUCAUGGAUCAGUGUCUUCUCUGGCAAUGACUCCAAGUGGGGCUCCAGAAUUGCUUGUCUCGCUCUGUUAUCAGUCUCUCACUGGUCGCCUAACUGUGGAAGUGCUGAAGGCCAGCAACCUCCGUAAUGUAUCGAUGCAACGCGCACCAGAUACUUAUGUCAAAGUGGCAAUGUUCAACUCCAUUGGACAGCAACUAUCCAAAAGUAAAACAUCAAUACGUCGCAGCAUGUGUGACCCAGAAUACAACGAGAACUUUGUAUUCCAGAUCAUUGAAUUUGAACUACCUAGUGUUAGCCUCAUGUUCUCUGUUGUCAACAUCAAGAAAAUGAGAAGAAAGGAAAUUAUAGGAUGGUUCUCAAUGGGGCGGGAUAACACUGGUGAAGAUGAGGAAGCCCACUGGAAAGAAAUGAUUGAAGCUAAAGGUCAACCACGGAAGAGAUGGCAUAUUCUAAGUGCUGUGGACUAUUAAAAACUGCAGCAAAUACAAGUGAUUCUAAAAGAUUCAGAUUUAUUAAAUAAAUUAGCAAUUUUACAAAUGUAGCAUUAUUAAUUUGUUAGAUUGAUUUAUUUGUUAAAUAUUUAUUUCCCAAUUUCAAGAGUAUUUUUUUACUCAGAAGUGUGUGGUGUUUUGUUUAUUUAUUUUUUCAUUUGCGUUGCUUUGCAACAUUGUACAAAGUUUCAUAUUGGACUAUUUGCAGUCCAUUUGCAGAAAAAAAUUUUAGGUAAGUAACAAUUUAUGUGAUAGGACAGACAAAGGAAAACAAACUACAUGGGGUAUGUUGGAUGUGGGAUCAAAAUAAAUACAUAAUUAAUUAAGAAAUUAAUAAUUUAACAAAUGAAUAGAUGUGUACAUCAAAAGAUGUAAUUGGUCACAAUAGAUUGUGUAAAUUAUCUAGUUGGAAAUCCAAAGGAAUCACUGCUAAACUCAAAAACUGUGAACAUCUAAAGUACAUCUAGAAUGUCUUCAGUGUUUAGAACAAUCCCAUGAGAUUAGGAUGUGACAAGAUACCACUAGCUAAUCAGCAUCAUUGUAUACGGUUACAAUUUCUCAUGCUGACUGUCUCAUUUUUCCUCCACACAAUGGCCCGAUAUAUACUGGAGACGGAUCUUCCGUCCAGACAGAUCAUCUGUCUAGUAUAAAUACAUGAACGACUAUGAGACGAAGUAUGGGUGUGUCAUGUGACUCGUCCUGUGUUUUAAACUGGACGAGUUUUCUGAACGGAUUUCCGAGAAAGCACAAUGAAAAGGCUUGGGCCCUAGUCAAAUGUUUUAGAGCGGCAUUGACUUGUCCACCAUCUUGAAUUGAUAGUUUAUUGAAAACAACCGCUGGCUUCUUGUAACGAGGUGUAGUUUUCGUGGAUAGUUCAUCUUCUUCCCGCAUUUGUACACACCGACGGAUCAUCCGUCUUGACGAGUUAUCCACAAUAAUUCAUCUGACAAGACAGACUAUCGCAAUAGCUCGUCUGUAUGGAUGAUCCAACUGGUUGCGCGUGUUUAUACACAGACAGAUUAUCAGACGAGCUACUGUUCCUUGCCCAAGCUCGUCCAAGAUGGAUGAUCCGUCUCUAGUAUAAAUCGGGCCAAUCACAUUCUAGAAAUAAUUCGGCUGUUCACAGCUUUCUGAGUUUCACAAUAAAUUAUGAAUUAACAUGUUUAUAAUGAACACUAGUCCAACAAAGCCACUAUGCCUUUCUUUUAUGUUAGGAUUCCAAGAUGAUUCCCAUGAAAAUAUCAGCCACCUUACUGCUACUGAAAAUUGUUUGGACCAGAGCGUUCUGUAAAAUCUUGGGAAAUCUGUGCUAACUUAACUUAUAAUGUGGAAUAAGCCAAUAGAGAUUUAAACCUUCUGAUAUUUGAACCUGAUUACUCUGUUGUUAUUUCAGUAAUGUGGAUUAUGGAAGUGUUCAAAAAUUAAAGAAAAUGGUGACUUCAAAAUGCAAAAAAUGAUAAAUAUGCAGAGCUGGAUGGCCCUGAAGAGAUUUCAAUGAAAUAAAGUGUGUUGCCACAUUAUUUAUACAGCUAUUUGCAGAAAGGUUGUCAUAAAAGGGACAAAGCGCAUGCAACAAUCUCAAAAGCUAAUCUGGGUAUUUGUGUAACCAAUAAAUUUUAAUAAAUGGAACAAUUAAACAUG